Molecule: messenger RNA, 1166 nt
Organism: Peromyscus maniculatus bairdii (prairie deer mouse)
Lineage: Eukaryota; Metazoa; Chordata; Mammalia; Rodentia; Cricetidae
Gene: Cenpm
Product: centromere protein M
Source: RefSeq, a predicted model, not a curated record
CCGCCCCGCCCACGGGAGGCGGGACUCGGGACGGUUUGAAAGGUCGGCGCGCCGAGCGGGGUGGCUCGGCUGCCGCUGAGAUGUCGGUGCUGAGGCCGCUGGACAAGCUGCCCGACCUGAACGGGGCCACCAUCUUGCUGGUGGGCAGGGAGGAUGCGCUCCUGCAGCGGCUGGCCGAGUCGAUGCUCAAAGACCACUGUGCAUCCGAGCUGAGGGUUCACUUGGCCAACUCGCUCCCUCUGCCCUCCAAUGUGAACCGGCCCCGAAUUGACCUGAUUGUGUUUGUGAUUAACCUGCAUAGCAAACACAGCCUCCGGAACGUGGAGGAGUGUCUGAACCAUGUGGACAGCAGCUUCUUCCUGGGGAAAGUCUGCUUCCUGGUCACAGGGGCUGGACAGGAAAGCCACUGCACCAUUCACCGGAACACAGUUAUAAAACUGGCCCACACCUACCGAAGCCCCUUGCUCUUCUGUGACUUAGAGGUGGAAAGCUUUCGAGCCGCCGCGGCACAGCGCCUGGUCCGCAUGCUGCAGAUCUGCGCUGGCCACGUGCCAGGGGUCUCAGCGCUGAACCUGCUGUCCUUGUUGAGGAGCUCCAGCGGCCCCGCGCCCAAGGAGCUGUGAGCACCGAGGAGCUGUGAGCAUGGCGGCGGCUGCCCUCCCUGCAUUUGGCUCCAGCUCCAGAAGCAGUCACUGUGGCUGAAGACCAGUCAGGGCCUGACAGGCCCCGGGAGGCAGCCUGCUGACUGCAGGGCUGAGCUCUGCUCCCCCAUGUGCUGGGCAGGAGUGGGGAGGGCGCCCAGCGCUCGAACCCCCAUGCUUCCCGGCUCACCACAGAGGCCCCCACCCCACAGAGGCCCCGUAUCUUCACCUGUCUGACGGGGUGCAUCCACCUAAGGUUUCUUUGGAACAAAGAGCCGUGGCUAAAAAAAAACCUAAAAAAUCUGUCUCACCCACCAUUUGACUUUGUAAAUGAGGAAACUGACUCAGUACAAUUAAGGGGGCAGAGCGCGGCUUCCAGGAGCCCAGGGAAAUGUCACGUGCUGGCCCAGCCUGGCUGUUGCUCCUGGGAAGCCGUUUUUCCUGGUGUAAAUGGAGACGGUUCUCCUCAUGUCACGUUGACAGGAUUGAAUGAACCGGCAGGUGACAUGCUGCCUUGAGACUGCA